Messenger RNA from Cimex lectularius (bed bug), 2402 nucleotides. Its product is annotated as prolyl endopeptidase. Bases 98 to 2386 code for a protein of 762 amino acids. Gene Ontology annotation, molecular function: serine-type endopeptidase activity; oligopeptidase activity. Gene Ontology annotation, cellular component: cytosol. The transcript is spliced from 16 exons. Lineage: Eukaryota; Metazoa; Arthropoda; Insecta; Hemiptera; Cimicidae. Gene Ontology annotation, biological process: proteolysis. The record is from RefSeq and is a predicted model, not a curated record.
UAUAACCGCAGUGUCUGCAUAAACGACUACAAACCAAACUCGUGCGGCCCUUGUCAUAGUUUUUUUUUAUAAGUAAAUAAUAUUUUUAUGCUCUUGUAUGGGUUCAAUAUUUAUACGUACACUCAAAAAAACCAGUUUGGCCUUAUCUUUCAGACACAGGACUACUCUAAAUCGUGGCGUACUAUUUCAAAGAUUUGGUUCAUCAUCAUUCAAUAAUACUCGGGGAGACAAGGAGCACAAGAAAGGCACUAGUGUAGCUGCGAUGAAGUUCAAUUACCCAGUGCCCCGCAGGGAUGAAUCAGUUAAAGAAGUUCAUCAUGGAGUCGAGGUUACAGACCCAUAUAGAUGGCUUGAAGACCCUGACAGUGAGGAGACGAAGAAGUUUGUCGACGAGCAGAACAAAAUAUCAAUUCCGUACACUCAUGAUUGUUCAUGCCGCGAUAAGGUCAAUACCAAGUUGACGGAAAUGUGGGACUUUCCGAAAUACGAUUGCCCUUUCCGCGCCGGCGAUUAUUAUUUUUUCCAAAUGAACACCGGCCUUCAGAAUCAGAGCGUUUUAUAUAAGAUGGAGUCGCUGACUGGCGAGCCUACAGUUUUCCUCGACCCGAAUCUUCUGUCCGAAGACGGGUCAAUUUCCUUUGCCGGACGUUCGUUUUCGGAAGAUGGCAAAGUCAUGGGAUAUGCGCUCAGUCAGAGUGGUUCCGAUUGGGUGACUUUUCACUUUAAGGAUACAGCCACUGGCAAAGAUUUUCCUGAGAAAUUAGAGAAAACAAAGUUCACGUCUUUAGCUUGGACACACGAUAACAAGGGGGCUUUUUAUGGGUAUUUUCCUGAUAUUGAAUCAAGUAAAGCAGUGGGUUCAGAUAUUGGUGUUGUGAACAACCAGAAGGUCUAUUAUCACAGGUUGGGUACAUCUCAGAGCGACGACGUUCUUUGCAUCGAAUUCCCUGAAAACUGUGGAUACCUUCUGGCUACGCAAAUAAGCAGUUGUGGUAGAUGGCUCGUCGUCGAACCUAGAAAUGCUUGUCAUUUUAACCUCCUCUAUUUCGCCGACCUGAAUAGCCUUCCUAACGGAAUCACAGGGAAAAUUGAAUUGACCGAAGUCAUUGGAAAAUUAGAAGCCGAUUAUCACUAUGUAACAAACACAGGGUCAAAAUUUGUAUUUAGGACAAACAAAGAUGCUCCUAAUUAUAAGCUGAUAGUGAUAGAUUUUGAACAUUACAGUAAAGAAAAUUGGACAACUCUUAUUCCAGAACAUAGCUCAGAUGUAUUGGACUGGGUCGCAUGUGUCGCUGGUGACAAACUUGUUCUUUGUUACAUACAUGAUGUUAAGAAUGUUCUUCAUGUGCAUAAUUUGUCAGAUGGGUCAUUUAUCCAAGAACUGCCACUUGAAAUGGGCACUGUAACAGGUUUUUCAGGGGAGAAAAAAUACACAGAAUUGUUUUACGAUUUCAAGUCCUUUUUCACGCCUGGUAAAAUUUACAGAUGCGACUUUAGCCAAACACCCAUCCCUCCUCCAACAGUUUUCAGGGAAACGACGAUUCCCGGUCUAACACCUGAAGAUUACGAGCUCGAACAGAUUUUCUACUCGAGUAAAGAUGGUACAAAGAUUCCAAUGUUUAUCAUGCAUAAAAAGGGAUUAAAGAAAGACAGUAAUAACGGUUGUUUGUUGUAUGGUUAUGGUGGAUUCAAUGUUAGCCUUCAGCCGGUUUAUAGCACUUUCCGAAUAAUCCUCAUGAAACAUCUUAAUUGUAUAAUUGCUAUUCCUAACAUUAGGGGUGGUGGAGAAUACGGUGAAAAGUGGCAUGACGGAGGCCGACUUUUAAACAAGCAAAACGUUUUCGACGAUUUCCACGCCGCUGCUGAGUAUUUGAUCGCAAAUGGUUACACGAAAAAAGACCUCCUAGGAAUCCAAGGCGGAUCAAACGGCGGUUUGUUAACAGCUGCUUGUAUAAAUCAAAGACCUGACCUCUAUGGCGCCGCCAUUGUCAUGGUCGGUGUUCUCGAUAUGUUGAGAUAUCACAAAUUUACAAUCGGCGCUAUGUGGAGUUCGGAUUACGGUAAUCCUGAUGAAGAAAAACAUUUCAAAAAUAUUCUCAAAUACUCGCCACUUCAUAACAUUUCCGUCCCUAAUGAUCAGUACCCGGCAACGUUAUUAUUAACUGCAGAUCAUGAUGAUAGAGUCGUUCCAUCACAUUCUUUAAAAUUUAUCGCUACAUUACAACACACACUCAAGUCUCAUCCAAAACAGGAAAAACCUUUAAUAAUAAAAGUUGACACCAAGUCUGGGCAUGGAGCUGGAAAACCAACAACAAAAAAGAUUGAGGAGUGCACAGACAUCAUAUGUUUCCUGCUCAAAGCUUUAAACCUCCAGUAUAUCGAGUAAUACAAAGGGAAAGGGA